CGGGGGCGGUGCCAGGCCCGGGCCGGGGCGGUGCCGCCGCCAAGCCACGGCUCGUCCCGCCCCGCCGGCACAGGAGCCACCAUGGCGGCAGAGCGGGACCGCGAGCGGGAGCUGCGCUUCUACCGACGGCUGCCCAAAGCGGAACUCCAUGCUCAUUUGAAUGGCUGUAUCAGUACUGCUACUAUGAAGAAACUCAUGGCCCAGAAGCCAAACCUUCAGAUCCAGAAUGGAAUGACUGUGAUUGACAAAGGAAAGAAAAGAACCUUAGAUGAAUGUUUUCAGAUGUUUCAGAUCAUCUAUCAGGUUACCACGAGGACUGAAGAUAUUUUACUGAUAACUAAAGAUGUCAUUAAAGAAUUUGCUGAUGAUGGUGUUAAGUAUCUGGAAUUGAGAAGCACUCCAAGAGAAGAAAAUUCCACAGGUAUGACCAAAAGGAUGUAUGUUGAAACUGUACUUGAGGGUAUAAAGCAGUGUCAAGAAGAAGGCUUGGAUAUAGAUGUAAGGCUGUUAAUAGCAAUAAACAGAAGAGAUGGCCCAGCAGUUGCUAAGCAGACUGUAAAACUUGCUGAAGAGUUCCUGCUUUCCAGUGAUGGGGUUGUAGUAGGACUUGACCUCAGUGGUGAUCCCACUGCAGGACAUGGUCAAGAUUUUUUGGAACCGCUCUCUGAAGCAAAAAAAGCAGGUCUGAAGCUGGCACUGCAUCUUUGUGAGAUUCCAAAUCAAGAAGAGGAAACCAAGAUUCUCCUGGGCCUGCCUCCUGACAGAAUUGGACAUGGAACAUUUCUCAACUCCACAGCAGCAGGUUCUGAAGAGAUAGUGUCACUGGUUCAGCAGAAUCAUAUACCUAUUGAAUUUUGCAUGACAUCAAACAUAAAAUCUCAGACAGUGCCUUCCUGUGACAAACACCAUUUUGGAUACUGGUACAGCUUGGGCCAUCCUGCAGUGCUUUGUACUGAUGAUAAAGGUGUCUUCGCCACUGACCUAUCGCAAGAGUAUGAGCUGGUUGCAAAAACAUUUAAUCUGACUCGAUCACAGAUGUGGGAUCUUUCCUAUGAAUCAAUCAACUAUAUUUUUGCUUCAAAUGCAGUAAAAUCCAAGCUGAGGGAGCAAUGGUGUAAGCUGAAGCCAGCUCUGUUUGAUUAACCAAACUGUUGUCCUGAAUAGCUCAGGUGUAUUAGCUGAGUUAAUAAGGUUUUUUUACUGAAGUCCUUGGCUUUUUUCAGACCUCAGGGUUUUAAACCCAGCCCUAACCUGCCUGUGUGAAAUGAAGGCAACUGGAAUGCAUCCCUUGUAACUGGGGACAGAAGUAAAUGUUUUUUUGGUAGGUGAGAAGGGCUCUCAACCAGUGACUAAAAUGCCAGAUGUGUUGUCACCUUGUUUCUCUUGAGUUGAUAUGACAUUUUAAAAAAUACUUAGUUGAAAUAUGUAAUAAUAAUAUAAACAUUUAAGAGCUGGAACAAAAUAAAGGCCGAGCUAUUGGUGUUUAAUACAUCUCUGUUGGCAGCAUUCAGCCAAGCAGUUUGAAUGUGUGGUGUGUAUUUUCGGGGUUUGUUUUGUUUUCAGGCUUUGAGCUCUUGAUUGAAUGUGAAGACAGAAACAAACUCAGGGAGAACUAAAUAUUUAUACCAAGGAAUUAAUGUUGUAUCUGUUUUUAUUGCUGUACAUGUAUGACUAAAGCUGCUGUGGAUUGAGUAGCAUGUGGGGGUCUCUGCUGGUGCCCUGGGCACUGGUGGUGUGUAGGCACUUAAGAAUCUUGAAUGCCUUCAGUAACUGAGCUACUUGGCAAAGUGGUCUCAUUCUUAAAAUGCUUUUUAUAAUUGCUGUUUGUUGUGUAAAAAAAGGAAUAAAAAUAGCCUCAAGCUCCAUGUUUUUGAAACCAGCACUUCAAAGUGUGCAUGUGUGUGUUUGAGCUCUACAGAAGAGAAGCAGGAUUCUGUGGGGUGAGUCCCUGGAGCACCAUGCUCCCUGCCAGCUUCUCCCUGCUGCUGUGGCAGCCCCUGGCUCUCCCUGUCCUGGGCAGCCACAGGGUUCACUC
Molecule: messenger RNA, 2035 nt
Organism: Camarhynchus parvulus
Lineage: Eukaryota; Metazoa; Chordata; Aves; Passeriformes; Thraupidae
Gene: MAPDA
Product: adenosine deaminase like
Exons: 10
Coding region: 82-1143 (353 amino acids)
Biological process (GO): inosine biosynthetic process; adenosine catabolic process
Molecular function (GO): adenosine deaminase activity
Source: RefSeq, a predicted model, not a curated record